AUGCGAUCGCUUUUCUCCGCCCUGCAACGGGCUACUCCAGCGGCUUGGACGCUGCCUGCCCGCGGUGCGCGCAACACUAGCACCGCAUGGAAGCUCGACUCCAUCUGCACGAGAUGCCGCCUGCAGCAGAAGCGCCAAUUCACGAAAUCGCGCCAGCUGACUGAUAGCCUUCUAAAUGUUGACCACCCGGCGAAGCUUGUGCGGAUUAAUCAGAAACAUGGCCCUGGCCUGAUCAUUCUCGCCCUGAUUCCCAUUAUCGCCUUUGGCCUGGGAACCUGGCAAGUCCAGCGCCUGGACCGGAAAACCAAGCUCAUUGCCAAAUUUGAGGACCGCCUUGUUAGGCCACCGCUUCCACUCCCUCCGCGAGUUGACCCUGAUGCAAUCUCCGAGUUCGACUACCGCCGUGUCUACGCUACAGGUCACUACCGCCACGAUAAGGAGAUGUUGGUUGGACCCCGCAUGUACGAGGGGGAAGACGGAUUCCUCGUUGUGACGCCUCUCGAGCGUGGGGACGGCCAGAGCACGGUGCUUGUCAACCGGGGUUGGAUUUCCAGGAAGUUGAUGAACCAGAAGGAUCGGCCAGAUAGCCUGCCGCAGGAGGAGAUUACUGUGGAAGGAUUGCUACGCGAGCCAUGGAAGAAGAAUAUGUUCACGCCAGAGAAUAAGCCCGAGGAGGGGAAGUUCUACUUUCCUGAUAUCGAGCAGAUGGCUGAGUUGGGAGGCAGCCAGCCUGUGUGGAUUGAGGAGACUAUGGUGCCCGACCUGGUCGAAUCGUAUGACCGUAUCGCAAAGGGUAAGCCCAUUGGCCGUGCCGCUGAAGUCAACUUGAGAAACAACCAUGCCCAGUAUAUCUUCACAUGGUAUGGCCUGUCUCUGGCCACGUCCAUCAUGCUUUGGAUGGUUGUGCGCAAGAAGCCCAACGAGGCUUUACGCCGGGUGCGCCAGAACCGUAACUGGUCAUAG
Penicillium canariense is the source of this 963-nucleotide messenger RNA. Its product is annotated as cytochrome oxidase assembly protein SHY1. NCBI's taxonomy places the organism in Eukaryota, Fungi, Ascomycota, Eurotiomycetes, Eurotiales, Aspergillaceae. The record is from RefSeq and is a predicted model, not a curated record. Gene Ontology annotation, biological process: mitochondrial respiratory chain complex IV assembly. Bases 1 to 963 code for a protein of 320 amino acids. The transcript has 4 exons. Gene Ontology annotation, cellular component: membrane; mitochondrion.